CCCAAAAGCCGCCUUGCCUACUCGUCCUCCGGCCACGCUAUCCUGCGCCGUCCCCGGCUAACCUGCGCACCCCUCACUCCCUCCUGUCUUCACUUCUUUGCUCUUCUCUCUCUCUCUCUCUCUCUCUCUCUCGAGGGUUGGUGGGAUUGAAGGGGAGGGCUGGGACUUGGGUGUUUUGGCGCGAGAUGUGGGAUGCUGCGACCGCUGAUAAGGCUGCUGUCGUCGCUCUGGAGGCCGUUUGGCAGGAGAGGAGGCGGCGUCGGCGGCGGGGGUGGUGACGGGGUCGCCGGCCGGGCGGGGCUCCUGUGGUCCCGUGACCUAGGCCGUUGCGCGGGAGGAGAGUUCUCCAUGGCCGUGGUCCAGGCCAACCGAGUCCUCGAGGACCAGAGCCGGAUCGAGUCCGGCCCCUUCGGCACCUUCGUCGGCGUCUACGACGGCCACGGGGGACCCGACGCCGCGCGAUACGUCUGCGACCAUCUCUUCGCUCACUUCAGAGUUUGCCAAGUCAAUAGUUGCUGUCUCGAUGCAGAAAUUUCAUCUGGACCACAGGGUGUGACGUGUGAUGGCAUUCAAAGAGCCUUUCUAGCAACCGAGGAAAGUUUUAUUGCACUGGUUUCCCAGCUAUGGAACACUCGACCAGAUAUAGCAACUACAGGCUCAUGCUGUCUUGUUGGUGUUGUCUGCCAGCAGACCCUUUACGUGGCUAAUCUUGGUGAUUCUCGCGUCAUUCUUGGAAAGAAAGUUGGCAGCACUGGUGAGAUUGCUGCAAUAUCAUUAUCAAAUGAGCAUAAUGCUAAUGUGGAUGCUGUAAGACAGGAGCUUCAGGCACAGCACCCAAAUGAUCCACAGAUUGUCAUCCUUAAACAUGGAGUUUGGAGAAUCAAAGGCAUCAUACAGGUCUCUAGAUCUAUAGGUGAUGCAUACAUGAAACAUUCCCAGUAUAACAGAGAACCAAUCAACCCAAAGUUCAGAAUAGCUGAACCCAUGAACAUGCCUAUCUUGACUGCGAAUCCGUCUAUUAUGUUUCAUCAUCUUGAACAAAGUGACUCUUUCCUCAUAUUUGCUUCAGAUGGUCUAUGGGAACAUCUAAGUGACCAAAAGGCAGUUGAGAUUGUUCACAGUCAUCCACGUGCAGGAAGUGCAAAAGGUCUCAUUAAAGCUGCUCUCCAUGAAGCAGCAAGAAAACGAGAGAUGCGAUAUUCAGAUCUCAAAAGGAUUGACAAGAAGGUCCGCCGGCAUUUUCAUGAUGAUAUUACUGUCAUCAUUAUAUUCCUUAAUCAUGAGAAGGUUCAAGAUCACAUGCAAGUUCCUCAGUUUUCAGUUCGAAGUGCUUUGGAUCAUUGAAGCACAUGAAGAGUUCUUUCAGAAUUCCAAAACAUUCUCUAACUGAUGAUCAACACAGCCAGCAUUGAAAGUUUCUUUAUUUGGAAGAUUGAUUGCUUUGUGGCGUUUUAAUGACCAUGAAAAGUUUGUCAUAUUUCUUUUAUUAUAAAAGCAUUUUUUUUACCUUGUAUUUAAACUGUUGUGCUGUCAGAUACAUAAUUUCUUGACUUUGGAUAGCAAUUUCAAAUAAAUCUGUUCUUGAUGUUUUUACUGUA
Molecule: messenger RNA, 1598 nt
Organism: Musa acuminata subsp. malaccensis (wild Malaysian banana)
Lineage: Eukaryota; Viridiplantae; Streptophyta; Magnoliopsida; Zingiberales; Musaceae
Product: probable protein phosphatase 2C 42
Biological process (GO): peptidyl-threonine dephosphorylation
Molecular function (GO): cation binding; protein serine/threonine phosphatase activity
Source: RefSeq, a predicted model, not a curated record